CACCAACCAAAUCGACCUUCCUCUACUAACACCCAACCCUCACAUGCUCACAUUCGUCUCGUGGGCUUUAAAUACAUCAAUCAGCAUCAGUCUGACUGAUUCUGCCAUCGAAUUGCUACUUUGUUCGUCAUAUCGUUGAAAUGGCUUCUCAUGAUGCGAAUGUCGAUGAUGAAGACCUCACUAUCCAUGCCUGCUGCGCGCCUAUUACCAACCUAGCUCGACCCAUUGAUUUCAGUGAGCUUGACGAGGAGGAAAACAGACCUUUCUUUCACUGGCCAAUCUUUGGACCAUUGAUAGUAGAGAACGAGAGCAGCGAUGCGCGAGAUCACUGCGCCAAUGAGAGAACGUUCCUCUCAUACCUUCGGUUGUCGAUAUACAUGGCCAUCGUCUCGGUAGCCAUCACACUUUCGUUCCACUUAAAGAACGAAGCCACACCGUUAGAGCUGAGAAUGGCAAAGCCUCUCGGGACGAUAUUCUGGGGACUUUCAGUCUUGACUCUGUUUGCUGGAAUGGGUAACUAUAUAACAACGGUCAACAAGUACAGCAAACGGGCGGCUAUUGUACAGAUUGGCUGGAAGACUCAUGCAGUUUUCAGUCUCACAGCAGUCUCAAUCAUAGGCACCUGUCUCAUCCUGCUCGUCAUUGCCAAGGUUCGACAACAAUCAUCGUCCAAUUCUUGACAUAUGUACCCAAAAGAGUUCUUGAAAUUGCAUCAAUACAUGUUCGCUACUCAAUAGCGCCUAACCUUCCAGUACCAACCAUGCAAAACCCCAUACAAUAGAUAGUGAAAAAUGGAAGCCGUCCAUAUCUUGGCUUCGGCUGUGGAUAGCAAUUCGUUAUGCUGUUUCCUUGAUGUCCUUGGCUUCAGUCGCUGUAUCUGCACUGGCCGUGCCCUUGUUCUUACAAAAGAGAUCACUGGCGUCUUUGUUGCGCCUCGGCUGUCCAAACUCGUCCUCAUCGUUUAUGGCGCUCGGUGGACACCCGCCAACCUCUUGACGGAAUUGUUUUGUAAGCUCCAUCGAGGUCGUUUCAAGCUCUGCAAGCGAUGUUGAUUUGCCAUUCCAUGAAAUGAGUGGCAAGUCACCUAAUGCCAGGAGGUCACCCUCACGAGGUAAUGUUGUGAGCAUAUCGACUGGGGACGCUGGGUCGAACUUUGACGUUGCACUAUCUGCCUCUCCGGUCUUAUCAUUUUCAUCGCCUUCGCCCAAGUACUCCUCUGGAGUAUUAGGAAGGUCACUGUGUGCUCCCAAGAUAGUGCUCGCUGUUUCCGGUCUCGGGUACAGAGUCACAUACCCCCGAAGCUGUGAUAGCUGAAGUACAUACUCUAACCAGGCCGGAUGUUUCUUGCUUGUACUCUUCUUGGCUAAGAAGGCUGGUGUUUCUGUUCCUGUUUGCUGCUUUUCUAAAAUGCGUGACACAUAGCCAUGCAGCUCAACCCAUUUGUCUCCCAUGAACAGAACAGCAUCGCUAGUUGGGGCCUGCCAAAAGAAAGGACUGGAACCGGUCUUUUCGUCCGCGUCCUCAGCUCGCGGGACUGUUAGGGGUGUUGUAUCAUCGAGAAGAGUACUGGGAGAAUAAAAACUGAUGCCCAUGAUGUUCUCAUUCCAGUCCUGAAGAAUGGAAGAGUGUGAGUAUAGGCUAUGAAGAAGGGUGUAUUUCACAUCUGGCUAUGUCAGUGCUGCCUGGUUAAGGCAUAGAAGAUUACGUACAGUUGAAGAAUUGAGGUGAGACCUCAGUGUGAGCCGCCAAGACAAGCACAUGAUUGUGUGACGGCUUGCUUGGCCAGAACGAUUCUAGAAAUCGAACUGAGCUCUCCUCCUCAUCCAUUUUCCGUGAUGAGAUUCGAUGACGAAGAGAAAGCAUUUGCGAUUGAGGGAGCUGUCCAGAAGCCUUGGAAGGCCAAUGGAAGCCAGACAAGAAGUUUUCCAAUGGCUUUUCUACAACUGGAGGCAGCUCGACUGUAAGCUGGGGAACCGACAGGGCACUCUUAUCGGCCUUGCGCAGCGAGGUGAGGAGUCUUUGUAGAUUGGCUGUGCCAACGGGAGGUGCCUGGACUAAUAUGUCGAAGUGCACUUUGUUCCAGGCUG
Fusarium odoratissimum NRRL 54006 is the source of this 2087-nucleotide messenger RNA. RefSeq lists its product as uncharacterized. The coding region runs from base 141 to 680 and encodes 179 amino acids. The record is from RefSeq and is a predicted model, not a curated record. The transcript is spliced from 5 exons. Lineage: Eukaryota; Fungi; Ascomycota; Sordariomycetes; Hypocreales; Nectriaceae.